Messenger RNA from Oldenlandia corymbosa var. corymbosa, 1902 nucleotides. Lineage: Eukaryota; Viridiplantae; Streptophyta; Magnoliopsida; Gentianales; Rubiaceae. The record is from the annotation of a GenBank genome assembly.
AUGUCAGACUCAGUGAUGAAUCCAACUGCUGUCAUCACUUGCACAGCUGCUGUGGCAUGGGGAGCUGGAGAACCAUUGGUGAUGGAGGAAGUUCAAGUCAGCCCUCCUGAGGCGAUGGAGAUUCGCAUUAAGGUUGUAGCAACUUCACUUUGUCGCAGUGACAUCACGGCUUGGCUUUCUCUGGCACAAUCUCACAUGUUUCCUCGGAUUUUUGGCCACGAAGCCUCAGGUAUUGUUGAGAGUGUGGGCCAAGGAGUAACAGAAUUUGAACCAGGGGAUCAUGUUCUAACGCUAUUUACUGGAGAAUGCAUGAGAUGUAGACACUGCACCUCAGGUAAAAGUAACAUUUGCCAGACGCUGGGAUUGGAAAGGAGAGGUGUGAUGCACAGUGAUCAGAAAACUCGCUUCUCGAUUAAAGGGAGGCCCAUUUUCCACUAUUGUGCAGUUUCAAGUUUCAGCGAGUAUACGGUAGUGCAUUCUGGAUGUGCUGUAAAAGUUAGCUCCACUGCACCUCUUGAGAGAAUUUGCCUCCUUAGUUGUGGAGUCUCUGCAGGACUAGGUGCAGCUUGGAAGGUUGCUAAUAUAUCUGAAGGGUCGACAGUGGCGAUAUUCGGUCUCGGAACUGUUGGUCUUUCUGUUGCUCAAGGUGCCAAGCUGCGGGGAGCUUCUUGUAUCAUUGGUGUUGACACUAACCCUGGAAAGAUUGAAAAAGCAAAGACUUUUGGAGUGACAGAAUUUAUAAACCCAAAUGAAUGUGAAGAACCAAUUCAGCAGGUCAUUAAACGCAUCACUGGUGGCGGGGCAGAUUAUUGUUUUGAAUGCGUUGGAGACACAGAAGUGAUAACCACUGCACUGCAGUGUUGUUCCGAUGGAUGGGGUGUGACGGUAACGCUCGGGGUCCCGAAAGCAAACCCAGAGGUUGCAGCUCAUUACGCAUUAUUUCUCAGCGGAAGGACAUUGAAAGGGUCUCUAUUUGGAGGAUGGAAACCAAAAUCUGAUGUUCCCUCACUGGUGGGCAUGUACCUGAAUAAGGAAAUAGAGGUGGAUGAAAUGGUGACACAUGAUAUUGGAUUUGAGGAUAUUAAUAGAGCUUUUGAUCUGAUGAGGGAUGGCAAGUGCUUGCGUUGUGUGAUUCACCCGGAGUUUCCCGGCGGCAUCUCAAUGUGGCGUCCGGCUGUUCGUAAUCUCCUUCUCCGCCGCCGUUGCCUCGACGGCAGCCACACCUUACCUCUAGUUAUGUGGUCCUCUUCCGCCGCCACCGGCAGAUAUACAAAAGGCAGCAGGCUGUCGAUAUGGAGGAGGAAGAAGGAAAUUGGGAAGGAAGGACUGAUGGUUGCUAAAGAGCUCAAACGUCUCCAGAACGAUCCUUUCCGGUUUGACCGGUUCCUAAAAUCCCACGUCUCCAGACUCCUCAAGUCCGACCUUGUUUCUGUCCUCGCUGAGUUUCAGAGGCAAGACCUCGUCUUGCUCUCUCUCAAGUUGUAUGAUGUGGUCCGCAAAGAGAUUUGGUACAGGCCAGAUAUGUUCUUCUACAGGGAUAUGCUCCUCAUGCUUGCUAGAAAUAAGAGGGUAGAUGAAGCAGCCAAAGUAUGGGACGAUUUGAAGAGCGAAGGCGUGCUUUUUGAUCAGCAUACCUUUGGUGAUCUCAUCAGGGCAUUUCUAGACAGCAGUCUACCCAAUGAAGCAAUGCAAAUCUACGAGGAGAUGCGGAUGUCACCUGAUCCCCCAUUGUCCUUGCCUUAUCGAGUCAUCCUGAAAGGCCUUCUUCCGUAUCCUGAAUUGAGGGAAAAAGUUAAAGAUGACUUCUUGGAGCUUUUCCCUGGCAUGAUCAUUUAUGAUCCACCCGAGGACUUGUUUAAUGAUCACGAAUCUGAAAUGGAUGAAGACUAUUCAGAUGAGUAA